AUGUCCUUUCAAUUUGAGGACGGUCUUGGUAAGAUAACCAACGAACUGGGCAAGUACAUGGUCGACCAUGGAGACUUGGAUGAAUUAAAACCUCUGGACGGCUUGAUUAAUCUUCCAGCUUAUUUGAAACGAAGAUCUAAAGAAGAAAUCUUAACGAAGCCACCUCAUCUAAGAGAGGGGUUAAUGCAAAUCGAUUCACUUGUUGGCGACUCUGAAACUGAUUCAUUCGAAGGAAUGGACGAAGACAGUGAUGACGAAAUUAUGAAAAUGAUGGUACCCCAGCGCAGAACAGUAGGUAGACUGGCUUUCUUGUUUGAGUCCGUAGAUGAAAUCGAUAGUCAACAAUCAGGUGCCCACGCUGAAGAAAAAGAUGCCAAAGAUAAGAAAGAUCCUUACAGAAAGUACACUCCAGAGCAAGUGGCGGGAUUUUUUGAUGAAAUAACAAGGCAAGUAGGGUCCUCGGUUGCCAAAAUAGCUCGUUCUCAUGGAAUACAAGAAAGCACUGCGCAAAGAUGGGUAAGAGACUAUAAAAAGUCCGAAAAGUUGCCAUUUGAUGUUGUAAGAGGCAGAAAGAAGAAGUCAAACAAAUUGAAUGAAACUCACGAGGAAUUUCUUAAAUCAAAACUUGUGGAUGAUUGUACUAUGUCUCUUGACAUGAUGAUUUCUGACUUACUGGACCACUUUGAAGGUCUUUGUGUGAGUAAAUCAACUUUGGGUCGGUUUCUCAGCGACAAUGUUCAUUUCACAUUCAAAAAGAUCAGAAAGGAGCCAAUUGCUCGAAAUACAGAGUGGAUGAUUGACAAGCGGUAUGAUUAUGUUAGCCUUAUAAACAGAUCUGAUAUCGACUACUACAGCAACUGUAUUUUCAUAGACGAGGCAGGUUUUCAAAUUGAUAUGUCUCCUCUGUAUGGGUGGGCUCCAUCUGGUGUUACUCCCGUUUCUAGAGUAAGCGGAAAAUCGGAAAACAGAACUGUAAUGGGAGCUGUUAACUCGAAGGGAGUUGUACAACUCAACUUGAAAAAGCCGUUCAGGAACGUUGCAAAGAAGAGGAAGACUGCCUCAGCUAGAAGAGGUCAAGCAAAUGAAGAUAGAGAUGAAUCAGUUGGCACUACAGCAGGGCAUUUCAAAUAUUUUGUUCUUGAUGUCCUUCUGACAUUGGAUCUCUACCCUGAGUAUAGGAACUGCUAUCUCAUCAUGGACAAUGCAAGUAUUCACAAAAAUCCCUCUAUUGAGAGAAUAAUUCUAAGCAGAGAAACAGGUAACUUUCUCUCUAAAGAAAAGCAAAAUUGA
Molecule: messenger RNA, 1290 nt
Organism: Scheffersomyces stipitis CBS 6054
Lineage: Eukaryota; Fungi; Ascomycota; Pichiomycetes; Serinales; Debaryomycetaceae
Exons: 2
Coding region: 1-1290 (429 amino acids)
Biological process (GO): DNA transposition
Molecular function (GO): DNA binding; transposase activity
Source: RefSeq, a predicted model, not a curated record